This is a messenger RNA of Aspergillus pseudotamarii, 853 nucleotides long. RefSeq lists its product as uncharacterized. The record is from RefSeq and is a predicted model, not a curated record. Lineage: Eukaryota; Fungi; Ascomycota; Eurotiomycetes; Eurotiales; Aspergillaceae. The transcript has a single exon. The coding region runs from base 130 to 342 and encodes 70 amino acids.
UCGAAGGCGAUACUGUCAGCAGGCCCACGUCCUUUGUUCGGAUAUCUCGGAUUGUCAGAAAUUGCAUCUGCUCCUCCCCAACAGGCACGCACAUGAAACCAGACGUUUGCCGUCCUAUCAAUUGCCCCUAUGUGUUCGAUUGGGUCAAAGACGCCGUUCAUGGUAUUCCCAGCCGUGGCGUUGAGAAACAGCGUCCUUUUGCCAGUUUCAAUUGUGACAUCAACCGCAGCUUCAAGAGCGUCUACCACCGUCAUCCAUGCUUCCAAUGAAGGCACACUAAUACCAGGGUCAUUCCUUGUAGUUCGGGGAAUACUUAGGGUCUGUGUAGCGAAUCAGCCCUAGUCGUGAAUAGAAUCAAUGAUCAUCCCCCAGGAGGUUCUGGAUCACAACUCAUGCUGCGAAUUCUCGGUUAGCUGCAUAAAUGUUCCAUGAAUUCUGUCGGUAUUGGUGAACUACUUCCCAUCGGGCCUCUUCCACCAAACAUUACACCGAACAGACCGUACGCAGUUCGUCAUUCACAACCCCGGGGACGAAAAGAGGCAACGGGGACAUUCGACCAGAAGACUUCCUUUCGCUUCCAGAAGCUGGCAUAGUCGCCCGAGGAGAACUGAACCUUAAUGACAAAGAAAGUGAAAGUUUCAUGGAGAUUAAUCAUUCCACCAGCUGCUUAACGAAGGUCAAGAGAGAACUCACUCUAAAACUUGUGGGUACCGAAGGCGGCAGACAGGUGUGCGAAUAGACCUGACAAAAGCCCCCAACUGGCAAGGUAAAAAACGUAGUGGUGUCCACAUCAGCACAGAAAAGGGCCAAGAGAGCCGAGGCAGUCAUCACACAAGUUACACAAGGUAGUGAG